AGGCAAAGAGAGACCCACAAGUUAUCGCUGUGAUCACUGCAAGAAAGUCCUCACCACUUCAUCAGGUCUGAGAAGACAUAAGAUGAUUCACACUGGAGAUACACCGUUCACUUGUGAUCAGUGUGGGGCAGCUUUUACCAGAGGAGAUAAGCUAAAGAUUCACCAACGUAUUCACACUGGAGAUAAACCGUUCACUUGUGAUCAGUGUGGAGCAGCUUUUACCCAACAAAGUAAUCUAAAGAUUCACCAACGUAUUCACACUGGCGAUAAACCGUUCAGAUGUGAUCAGUGUGGAGCAGCUUUUACCAGACAAGAUCAUCUAAGGACUCACCAACGUAUUCACACUGGAGAUAAACCGUUUAGGUGUGAUCAGUGUGGAGCAGCUUUUACUGAGUCAGGAAAGCUAAAGAUUCACCAACGUAUUCACACUGGCGAUAAACCGUUCAGAUGUGAUCAGUGUGGAGCAGCUUUUACCACAUCAGGUGAUCUAAGGACUCACCAACGUGUUCACACUGGAGAAAAACCAUUCAGAUGUGAACAGUGUGGAGCAGCUUUUACCACAUCAGGUUAUCUAAAUAUUCACCAACGUAUUCACACUGGAGAUAAACCGUUCACUUGUGAUCAGUGUGGGGCAGCUUUUACCACAUCAAGUGAUUUAAGGACUCACCAACGUAUUCACACUGGAGAAAAACCAUUCAGAUGUGAACAGUGUGGAGCAGCUUUUACCACAUCAGGUUAUCUAAAUAUUCACCAACGUAUUCACACUGGAGAUAAACCGUUCAGAUGUGAUCAGUGUGGAGCAGCUUUCACCCAACAAAGUAAUCUAAGGACUCACCAACGUAUUCACACUGGCGAUAAACCGUUCAGAUGUGAUCAGUGUGGAGCAGCUUUUACCCAACAAGGUAAUCUAAGGACUCACCAACAUAUUCACACUGGAGAUAAACCUUUCAGAUGUGAACAGUGUGAGGCAGCUUUUACCACAUCACGUCAGCUAAAGAGUCACCAACGUACUCACACGAGUGAUAAACUCUAAAGAUGUGAUCAGUAUGAAGUGUGGAAUUGCAAAAAACAGCUCAGCACAAAAAGCAAAAUAAUCAGACAACAUCAUACCGAAACUUGAAAGACUAACAUAAGAUGCCCCCUGGACACCUCCUGGGAAGGUGUUCCUGGCAUGGCCCACCAGGAGAAGAUACAGGACACA
Cololabis saira (Pacific saury) is the source of this 1201-nucleotide messenger RNA. Its product is annotated as zinc finger protein ZFP2-like. Lineage: Eukaryota; Metazoa; Chordata; Actinopteri; Beloniformes; Belonidae. Gene Ontology annotation, cellular component: nucleus. Gene Ontology annotation, biological process: regulation of transcription by RNA polymerase II. Gene Ontology annotation, molecular function: RNA polymerase II cis-regulatory region sequence-specific DNA binding; DNA-binding transcription activator activity, RNA polymerase II-specific. Bases 83 to 1033 code for a protein of 316 amino acids. The record is from RefSeq and is a predicted model, not a curated record. The transcript has a single exon.